Messenger RNA from Hevea brasiliensis (rubber tree), 2129 nucleotides. Its product is annotated as ultraviolet-B receptor UVR8. The coding region runs from base 167 to 1879 and encodes 570 amino acids. The record is from RefSeq and is a predicted model, not a curated record. Lineage: Eukaryota; Viridiplantae; Streptophyta; Magnoliopsida; Malpighiales; Euphorbiaceae. The transcript has 5 exons.
GUUCAAUGAUUUAAAAGGCUGGAUCACAGACCGCACCCCUAACUACCAAAGCCGAAGAACGCUGCAUAAUCCACAAGAAGCAAAAAUAGUACUUUCGAGGCUAUCAUAGGCGCUGUUGUAACGACUAUAGCUAGACACUCUAGUAUCCCUUCACUCGCCGGAUAAAAUGGACGAUGCCCUUCGCAGUUCCAGCAACUUGUCCCGCAAAGUCGUCUCUGUGGCCGCCGGCGAAGCUCACACUCUCGCCCUUACAGGAGAUGGGUGCGUGUAUUCUUGGGGAAGAGGAAUGUUUGGGCGACUCGGGAUCGGUUCUGAAGCGGAUGCGCUUUUCCCAGUUCAAGUCAAGUGUGAUAUUUGCAGCGAAUCUGAAGAGAAAAGGCUCAAGUUUGUGGGAAUUGCUGCUGGCGCUUAUCACAGUAUGGCUCUUGCAGAUGACGGAUCAGUUUGGUGCUGGGGUUAUAACCCUUAUGGCCAACUUGGGGUAAAUGGAGAGAAUGCCGUGGUGCCUCGCAUGAUGGAGCAUUUUCUUGGGUUGACCUCUUUUGAUUCUGUAACGAAUGGGUCAGAAACAAAGAGAGAAGCACCAUUAAAGGCUUGUUCUGUUAAAGCAGGAGGGAUGAUGUCUCUAGCAAUUGACAAUCUUGGGACCCUGUGGAUAUGGGGCAAUUGCCCACAGCAAAGCAGCAGCAGUGGCGAGAGUGGUUUCUCCCUGGUCAGCAGUUUCACUCCGAUUCCUGUCUGGGAUUUCCAUGGCCACACUGUUGUAAAGGUGGCAUGUGGAAAUGAGCAUGUUGUAGCUUUGGUAACUGUUGGAGAAACAUAUGAAGGUGAGGAUCUAGUAUGCUACUCUUGGGGAAACAAUAACCAUGGCCAGUUGGGUUUGGGAGAUAGAGAGAGCAGAAUUCAUCCUGAAAUUGUUGAAACAUUUAACCAGCACUCUCCCUGGGCUAUUUAUGAGGUAGCAUGCGGUGCAUUUCAUACCGCUUUGCUCACUCACAAAAAGAGACCCAAUGAAAAAUUAGAAAGCACAUGCUGGACUUUUGGCCUGGGUGAAAAUGGGCAGCUUGGGCAUGGAACCUCCCAAAGUGCACUGAAACCUGAACCUGUAAAUGAAUUGCCACAAGAUGCGUACCUGGUCUCUGUUGAUUGUGGUUUAUUUCAUACUGGUGUUGUUUCAUCAGCUGGUGAUGUGUGGUCAUGGGGAAUGGAGAAAGGGCUUGGCCUCUGCCCAGAUGCUAGAUUUACUGGAACAGAUGCAGGGGAUGCUUUGUCGCCCCUACGAAUAACAGGGCCGCAAGAGCCUAGAUUUCAUGAUCCAGUCCAAGUUGUUUGUGGGGCUGCCCAUACUGUUCUUGUUGCAAAUGAUGGAUAUAAGCUUUGGUCCUGGGGUAGGGGAAGAAGUGGGGUCCUUGGAACUGGGCAGACGAUUGAUUUUUUUGCUCCCACUGCUGUGAUGUGGCCUCCAUUAGCAGAUGAUUUCAAGGACCAAGGAUUGAACAAUGUUACUAAAGACGAUAAUCUAGAAAGCAAGGAAUCAGAAGAAGUUGCAGAAAUAGAAAAAAGAUUGUCUUCGGCAAUGGAGGAGAUGAAGCUCCUUCAAUCAAAGCUUUCUAUGAUGGAAAGAUAUGCUGGCAUACUUCAUGGUUCAAUUUUUGGUAAACCUUUUACAGAGGAAGAUAUUCCAAGCUCGUUGCGAGAUUCAGGUACUUUUGACAUUGCCAAAGAAUGGGAGGAUAUGCUAGAAUCAGCAGAUCGCAGUAAGCUUAUUAGGUUGGAACUUUUCUACAGAAACAUGCUUUCAGGUGUCAAAGACAAGCAUAUGAAAAGAAGGAUCCAAGAGAUCAUAAAGGAGUGUGUCCCUUCAACUCAAGGAAAAUAGUGCAAUAAAAAGUCGGAUGCAUUUUUGUGUAAAAUGGAUGACCAAAUAAUCAGCUUAUGCUGUAUUUCAUUUGAAUCUUGCUUUUGUAUGAUCCCACAAGCUUGUCGAGUUCUUGUAACAAUGCAAAAUAUACCUAUAGAAAAGUGCAUCAAAAUAAGGGAAGCUUUGAUUAAUUCCUUAAGGAGAUGAUGAUCAUAUGUAUUCUUAUGGAGGAAAAGAAAUAAAGCAUAAGUUGUGUGUGACUGUUUUA